AUGGAAAAUGGUAACCGUAUACUCGAACUCACAAAUAAGCAACGUGAGGAGCAAGAGAGACAGUUGCAACGCAUGAGACAAGAAAAAGGACAGAUAGAAAAAGUAAUUGAGAACCGUGAACGCACCCACAAGAAUCGCAUCAAGCAGCUCGAGGAUCAGAUCGCCAUUCUACGCGAUCAACUUGACGGGGAACGCAGGCGACGCAGAGAUUUCGUCGAUCGCUCCUUAGUGAACGAUAUUGGACGCCUUGGAGGUACAGUUCUUGGCAUUAGAAGCUACGGUGAUAGCAACCUCGAUGCUAUACUACACGGUGGAAGCCGCUCCGUCGGAUUUUUGCCACGCUCGACAUUCGCAUCGAACCCCCUAACCCCACCUCUUGGGACGUCGACACCCACGCACAGCAGAACUCUUACCGACUACCGUGAAACGGCAACGUCAUACAAUCGCCGUGCCGAUGACACUGGUAUGGAAGUGAUAAUCACGAGUAAAUCACCAGACACAGACCCCCCAGCGGUCCCACAUGCGGGAUACACCCUUAAAGUUUCACCAAAAGAAUCGGCUUCAAUUUUCAUACCGAGUUCGGUCUAUGGCGGAUCCGUACGCGACCGUGACUCAGUCUAUGGUGGGGGCGGAAAUGGCGGUCGUGACAGUGUAUACGGAGGACGAGACAGUUCAUUCGGACGCGACUCAGUCCGCGAAAAGGACCCCUCCGUUGUAGACAUACCCCUGAAUCAAGGAGAGAGUUCCAUGCAGUCGUCAUCCAUGAGCUCUACCCAACAGGGAUCCAAGUACGACACGCUUGCACCCAAUAGGGAUGACCUGUAA
Strongylus vulgaris is the source of this 825-nucleotide messenger RNA. NCBI's taxonomy places the organism in Eukaryota, Metazoa, Nematoda, Chromadorea, Rhabditida, Strongylidae. The record is from the annotation of a GenBank genome assembly.